AUGCCGCCUCCAAGGGGCGCUGCGGCGUAUAAGAAAAAGGACGGCACCCUCACGCUCAGUGACGACCAGUCUUCCGUGAUAUGGAUUCCUCAAACCACUCCAGGCGGACCGCCCACCGUGUCCUUGGCGAUAGCCGACAUUACCAGUAUGCCCUCCGUGGAUCCAGCCCGUCACCGGCCCCCAAAAGCUGACUGUAGCCCAGACUUCCAGCAGACCCCCGUCACUGCCCCCAAGGUCAUAUUGAAGAUCGCCGCGAAGACGGCCCCAGACGCAGAGCCGACUGCGUACAUGUUUCACUUCAACUCGCCCGGUGACCCCAGGGCCGAGGCAGACGCCAUCAAGGAUCUUCUAUCACGGCUUCUUGCCGAGUAUCGAAGCAAUGAUCCCAGCAUACCACGUCCUGCCGCCGGCGGAGUCAAUGGCAAGAACAAAGGCGACGCUGGUGGACGUGGUAGCGCAUCGGGUUCCAUGGCCUUUGCCAGUGCAGUGAACGCCAAGGGUGACAAGCCAACUCUGGGUCAGAUUUUCGAUGACCACGAGCUGAUCCACGGCCAGCACGCGCCUGAGAUACAGAAACAUCUGUUGGCAGCCGAUCGCAACCUGUUUCGCAUACACAUGGAGGCGCUGUCGACAAAACCAGAGUCCAUGUCGGUCACGACCUUCAACGCUCAGUUCUGGACAACUCGUAUCGACCAGCUGCGCGCCUAUGCCAUAGAGAAGUACCAGGUGACGGGGCCUUUCAACAUCCUUUCAGUCGUCAAGCCCGUCACCGAGGCGAAUCAUGAUCCGAAUCAACCGGACCAGCAGAGAAUGAGUAUGACGAGGGACCAGAUCUCCAUGAUCAUGCAGCAGCACCCCCUACUCAACAGGAUAUACGUUGAGAACGUGCCUCCCCUGACCGAGAGCGAGUUCUGGGAACGCUUCUUCCUCAGCAAGCUUGUGAAAAAGCUCAAGGGAGAACGACUCGCUGGCAAUGAGGUGGCGGACAAAAUCUUCGACAAGUACGACGAGUACGAGAACAUCACUGCAUACUCGAGCAAGAACCUGGCCAAGUAUGUGCCUCAUAUCAUUGAUCUGGAGGGCAACGAGGAGAACCAGGGAGGCUACAAGAGUGGCAACACCAAGGAUAUUGAGAUGCGGCCCAGGGGCUGGACUCAAGUGCCCAUCAUCCAAACCCUGAACAGCCUCAGUGGCAAGCUUCUUUCUGGUGUGGUGCCUGCCGAUAAUGACCUUGUCGAUCCGAACACGCCGGAAGAUAAUGUCUACAAUCAGCUAGCAAUACGCGAUCUGCAGGGAACUGUAGAAGAGCAGAGGGUGAUUCUCAACAUCAGGGAACAGAGCAGAUUCUUCUCGGCUCAAAAGGAUUCCGACACAGCAGCAACCGAGAUCUACGCCAAGCAGGACCCCAGAAAGGUACUCCGUGGUGUUCAGGGUGACCUCGCUCAGCUGUCCAGUCAUGGCACUGCGGGCAUCGAUCUGCAUGCCGCCAUUGGUAUCGAUGAUGACAGCGACAGCGACGAAGAAUCGAAGAAGCGCGAUCAUGUUGGAUCUCGGGCGUCGAGGAGGCAGGCCCAGCAGCAGGUCCUCGAUAGCAUGCGACAGAGACGUGCUCAGCUGUAUGAGCACGUUUCAGACAGCACGACACCGAUGGGGCUCCCUGCAGGUGUCGCAGAACGGUGUAACCUGGCUCAUGCUACUACCAUAGAGUUUGUCAACCAGUUCUGGUCUGCAUUCCUCUCGGGUGACCCUGACAGGGCUGCUGAGCUGGGUUUCUUGGCUGAGGCGCUACGGAAAUCGAAGGAGCGAAUUCGUGCGGUCGCUCUCGAGGCCGAAAAGGUACGGCAAGAGAUUAUCGAGAGAAGGACGGCUGAGAUUGUCAAGAUCUACGAGCGCACGAAGAAAAAGACCAAGUUUAACCCCAAUUCUGUCGGCGGCGGGAAACGUGCGGUCGAGAUAUUGAUGCAGCCCGUUGUACAUUCUCUCGACAAGGCUCUUGCAGAUUACCAGAGGGCAUUGGCUGCCGAAGGGAUACAAGCUAGCACAGAGACGUAG
Messenger RNA from Neoarthrinium moseri, 2052 nucleotides. RefSeq lists its product as uncharacterized. The coding region runs from base 1 to 2052 and encodes 683 amino acids. Gene Ontology annotation, biological process: transcription by RNA polymerase II; nucleotide-excision repair; transcription by RNA polymerase I. The record is from RefSeq and is a predicted model, not a curated record. NCBI's taxonomy places the organism in Eukaryota, Fungi, Ascomycota, Sordariomycetes, Amphisphaeriales, Apiosporaceae. Gene Ontology annotation, cellular component: transcription factor TFIIH core complex; transcription factor TFIIH holo complex. The transcript has a single exon.